Messenger RNA from Scylla paramamosain (green mud crab), 3154 nucleotides. RefSeq names its product cytosolic Fe-S cluster assembly factor nubp1-like. Gene Ontology annotation, cellular component: cytosol. Lineage: Eukaryota; Metazoa; Arthropoda; Malacostraca; Decapoda; Portunidae. Gene Ontology annotation, molecular function: ATP-dependent FeS chaperone activity; ATP binding; iron-sulfur cluster binding. Gene Ontology annotation, biological process: iron-sulfur cluster assembly. The record is from RefSeq and is a predicted model, not a curated record.
CCCCAUCCAUGAAUUUGUGUAAUAUUGUGUUAAAGGCUCCCUGAUGACUUAGCACUAACCAAUUCCUUCUUAUAUAUAUUCUUUAAUCGAAAUUUAUCAAGAAACCCAUUAUUUCUUGUCUUAUCCUGAUUAUUGUCCUCGACGAUUUGUUUAUGUCACCUGUAUUGGGUUUCUGAUACCACUUGAAGACCUGUGUGACAGAUCCCCUCUUAAUUUACUUGUCCAAUACUGAUUACUGACUCUGAAGACUUCGCUAGUAUCACCCUUGUUGUAUCUCCUGUACCUGAUUAAAUCAUUUUUGUAGUCCUUUGACGAUAAAGCUUAUGGAAGAAUGAAGGGUUUCAUGAUAUGGAGGCAGAACAUUCCAGAGGCGCUGACCUGUACCUGUGUUCGGAUAGAGCGCUCAGACACCUACUUUUUUAAUAUCAUACCUUACUGCACCUUGCUUCACUGAUGUAUUUAGUAAGAACGCCGUAAUAUAUGUUUUAUUAAACCCUGAUGCAUAAAAUAUUUAAUUAGAGUACGUUAAGAAUCAGGGAAGUGUGUAGGUGUGGAGGCGAAGUCAGUGUUGGAAGCUGGAUAUUCGCACGUAUAUUAGCAUUAACAAAGUUGGUAUUUGAUGAGCGUAAUACAAAUCUAAAUCCAUAAAUGACUCAUGAAGAGUUAAUAAUGAUAACUAAUCCUGCUUGACAGAGUCUCCCAUAACUAUCUAGAACUUUCUGGAAAAAAAAUAUUAAAUUAGUCUCAUAAACAGUUAUGUACCUUGGAAAACAUAUAUAACCUUAUAUUCCCUUAUAUACCAGUACAUCCACGCUAACAACAAUUUGCAAAGCUAUAAAUGCUAACAAAGAACGACUAUAACAGUGAAAUAAUUAAGCCGAAGUCAAGGCCAGAGAUGAGAGAGGAAUAGACGAGACCAGACUGGAGGCAGAUCACAGAUUUCAACUGACGGCGCACGCGAGUAACGUAGCAUCGCCUUUCUCGGGGCAUCACAGCCUUUCUCAGCCUCUACUCUCCUGCAGGCACGUCGCUCCAGAUACGUGAGGGGUCUUGCUUUGAUGUGUUGAGGUGCACCUGAGUUGUCAGGCCGUGUGUGGGAAAAUGUGAGGAGUGGUAGGGGACGCGCCGCCACCACCAUCACCGCCUGGCCAUAAGGAUUGUCUGUGGUUUGUUUGUUGCCUUGGUUUGCGUGUCAUUGCAAAGGGGCUUAUUGCCUUGGUUUGCGUGUCAUUGCAAAGAGGCUUAUUGCCUUGGUCUGCUUCUUACCUUGAUAUUUGUGUCACUGCAAGGGAGUUUCUUUCCCUGCUUUGUUUUACCUUGAUCAGCGUCACAGCAAGGGAACCAUUACCACCUUAAUUUCAUUCUUACCUUGAUCUGCGCGUCACUACACUACAACUUAUUACCGUGAUUUCUUUCAGUUCUUGAUCUCUGCGUCACUGCAAGGGAACUCUUCAUCCUUGAUCCACCUCAGCCCUGAUUGCGUCAUGGCAGUUAAGGGAACUCUGUAUCCUUGAUUCACCUCUGCCUAGAUCUCUGCAUCACUGCAAAGGAACUCUUAUCCUUGACUUGCCUUUUAUCGAAGAUAACGCUUCAUAGACAUAGAUGAUUCCUAGGAUGAGGCCCUAGUGUUCUUCUUGCUUAUUUUAUUUUAUUUUUUUUCAAGUUGUACAAUUGUAUCUUUUGUAGGCAUGUUAAACGUGUUGGUGACUGGGUAGAGUUGUGGGUUGGUGAGCUUGUGUACCAGUAGAUACAUCCAACCAACCAACUUCCACUCUUUCAAGUAGGGAACAAGAAAAGUUACCCUUUAGACCAAAAAAGUUGUGUGCUCUUGUAAUGUUUAGGUAAGUAGCAUCUUCCCAGUGGUGUGGCAAUAUAAUGUAACCGUAACAGCUGUCCUCCCCAUUGGCAGGCAGCAGCAGCAGCAGCAGCAGCCGCCAUGGUGUCUUUCCUCAUGGUGGGGCGAGCGGCUCCCCAGGUGAGGGCGGCACCGACCCAGCCCGGCAGCAGGAGGGCCUUGGUGCUUCCCAUGGUUCACCCGAGCCAGGUGAGGCUGAUCCACCGUGGCCCCUUUUGGCCAUUCUCUCAGAUGGAGUAGUUCGUGAGGGACAUGGAGAGGAAGUUCAAGAGAGACAUUGAGGACAUCCUAGGAACCUUUGCCAAGAAUUUUCCAGGAACUCAGCUGCCCAUGUUGAGUGUAAUGGCCAGGGCAGUGCACCCCACCUUUGGACAGAUGGAAAACGUAUCAACCCCUGAGAAACACAAGCUGAACUUCUAAUUCAUGAGUGCCAAGCCUGAGGACAUCAAGGUCACUCUUAAAGACCUGGUGGUGGUGAGGGAGCGCCUGGCAUCCGUCAAGAACAAGGUGCUGGUGCUGUCUGGCAAGGGAGGCUUGGGCAAGUCCACUGUGAGUGUCAUGUUGGGCCUUACCUUGGCCCUCGACGACUCCAAGGAGGUGGGGUUCCUUGACAUUGACAUCUGUGGGCCGUCUCAGCCGCGGGUGUUGGGGACAGCAGAGGAGAAGGUCCACUCUUCAGGUGCUGGCUGGUCCCCUGUGUAUGUGUCUGACAAUCUGGCUGUCAUGUCCGUUGGGUUCCUGCUCAACAGUGCAGACGACGCUGUCAUCUGGAGGGGACCCAAGAAAGAUGUGAUUGACGAGGUAGUGUUUAAGCAUGUAGCUGUGGAUGAAGUGGCUCUGCUGGAUGUGAGGAAGGAAAUCACAUUCUGCAGGAAAGUGAACAUUCCCAUCAUUGGCCUGGUGGAGAACAUGACCACCUUUGUGUGCCCCAAGUGUAAGACCAAGACGGCCGUCUUCCCUGCCACUACUGGAUGUGACCCCCAGCUGGCAGAGGAUACUGAGAUGCCACUGCUUGGCCAGCUGCCGCUGGACCCCCGGGUGGCCCAGGCGUGUGAUGAAGUCACCAACAUUCCGACACAAGAGCCAGAUGCUGCUGUCACUCAGGCAUACAAAGACAUUGCAAACAAAAUCAAGGAGUACUGUGACACACAGUCCCAAGAAGCCACUUGACCUGCAGCGGUAGCAGCAGCAGCAGCAGCAGUCAUCACCACACUAACCAACACAUUCUACAGAAAAGUCUUGUUAUUCAUGCAGAGGUUUAUUUUACAUUUACUUCUUAAAUCCAUAUUAUUAACAUCA